AUGAACCACGCCACUGACUUUGAGGGGCAGUUCGAGUUCAGACCAUUAGAGCCCGGCUAUGGCUUAACCGUAGGAAAUGCUCUUCGCAGAGUAUUGCUUUCUUCACUGGAAGGUUUUGCCUUCACGUCAGUAAAAAUUGACGGUGUAGAGCAUGAAUUUUCUACCAUUAAAGGCGUGGUGGAAGACGUAACUGAAAUUGUUUUGAACUUGAAGCAAGUGCGUUUCAAGCGACAGAUCGAUGAUCAGGAGGAAGAGAAAAUUAACGUGAGCAUUAGCGGACAGGAUAAAAUCACCGCUGGCGACUUGGGUAAAUUCGCUUCUGCCUUCCAGGUGCUAAACCCUGAUUUGGUGAUCUGUAAUCUGGAUUCUUCACUGAAGCUGGAUAUGGAACUUACCAUUGAGAAGGGCCGUGGUUACGUUCCUGCGGAAGAAAACCGCAAGAGCAAUGCUCCGCUUGGUACCAUUGCUAUUGAUGCCAUUUACACACCAAUUAAGAAUGUAAAGUAUAGCAUUGAAAAUUAUCGGGUAGAGCAAAAAACAGAUUACGAAAAAUUGAUUUUGGACAUCGUUACUGAUGGUUCAAUUCAUCCGAAGAAAGCGCUUACCGAAGCUGCUAAGAUUUUGAUCCACCACUUUAUGCUGGUAAGUGAUGAAAAGAUUAGCAUGGAAGAAAGCAAAAACUCUGAAGUAGAUAACUACGAUGAGGAGAUUUUGCACAUGCGCCAGCUGCUCAAAACGAAACUGGUAGAUAUGGAUUUAUCGGUUCGAUACACCCGGAUUAUUCGCACCGGAAAUCGCUUGGGCGAUAACGCUGAGAUGUGCAUGAUCGAACUGGUUGAUUUCAAUGAAAUCUACACCAAUGAGAAGGACAUGGAAGCCCUGCGCAGCAAGUUAAAAGAAGUGCCUUCAAUGGAGGGCCUGGAACUGAGCAGCAAGGUGGCCACCAAAGAGGCCUAUUAUUUUGGCGAUGAAAAUGCCACCUAUAAGAUUUCGGUGUUAGACCUUGGGGUAAAACGCAAUAUUUUGCGCCAUUUCGCAAAUCGCGAUUGUUAUAUGAAGGUAUUCCCCAUGAAUAGCAGCGUGGCUGAAAUGCUGGCGUGGAAUCCGGAUGGCUUGUUUAUUGCCAACGGACCUGGAGACCCUGCGGCCAUGAAUGAUACCAUUGAAAAGGUAAAAGAAAUGUGCCAGGGCGAUACGCCCGUUUUCGGGAUAUGCCUGGGGCAUCAAUUAAUUGCUUUGGCCAACGGGCUGCAAACUUUCAAGAUGCAUCAGGGCCACCGCGGCAUUAACCAUCCGGUAUUAAACGUACUUACCGGCAAAGGUGCGUCUACCGGUGUACACGAAGCGGUGGAACUUCGCGAUGGCGGGGAUGCAUACAUGGGCAAAGGCGUUUUGAAGGCCAUUGACAAUGUAAAUGAAAUUAUUGCGCCCGAGCUGGUGGGAAUGGAUGCCACCGAGCAAGCGGCUAUUGACAAUUUAUUGCUACACCUCGAUGGUACUGAAAACAAAAGCAAAUUGGGAGCGAACGCCAUGCUGGCGGUAUCACUGGCGGUGGCGAAAGCCGGAGCAGAAGCGACCGGGCAAAUGCUUUACAACUACAUUGGCGGGGUAAAUGCGCGCACCUUGCCUGUGCCAAUGAUGAAUAUCCUAAACGGUGGCGAACAUGCCGAUAAUGCCAUCGACUUUCAAGAGUUUAUGGUUAUGCCAUUUGGCGCCAGCACCUUUUCAGAAGGCUUGCGCUGGGGCACUGAAAUAUUUCAUCACCUGAAGAAGGUUUUGAAGGAGAAAGGCUAUAGCACCAAUGUAGGCGAUGAAGGUGGAUUUGCCCCCAAUAUUCAAAGCAAUGAAGAAGCCAUUGAAACGGUUUUAACCGCUAUUGACCGCGCAGGCUACAAAGCCGGUGAGCAGGUUUGGAUAGCAAUGGAUGCGGCUGCCAGCGAAUUUUAUGAUGAAAAGGAAAAGGUGUAUCACUUCAAGAGCAACGGCCAAAAGCUAAGCUCCUCAGAAAUGGUGGCAUACUGGAACAACUGGGUAAGCAAAUACCCCAUUAUUUCAAUUGAAGAUGGUCUGCAUGAAGACGAUUGGCAAGGUUGGCAAAUGCUUACCGAAGCCAUCGGCAACGAUGUUCAAUUGGUAGGCAUUCGCUUCCGCGGAUAUAGUAUUCCUGAGCUGCAGGAAAAACUACCAACGUAUCCGGGCGGAGAAGAGCCCCUGCCCGAGGGCAUUUUCUACCUCAUGCUCUUCAAUGAGCUUCCCGAUGAUGACACGGUACGCAGAGUAAGCAACAAUUGGGUGCGAAGAGCCGCUAUUCCUCCGCACGUAUUCAAGGUAAUUGAUUCUCUUCCAUUGCAUACGCAUCCCAUGACCCAAUUUGUGACGGGAAUCAUGGCCUUGCGCACCGAAAGCGAAUUUCAAAAGGCGUACAGAAAGGGCAUCAACAAAAAAGAUUACUGGGAGCCUACCUAUGAAGACGCCAUGAAUCUGAUUGCCCGCCUCCCGCGCCUGGCUGCAUAUAUUUACCGCAGAAUGUAUCACAACGGUGAUCACAUUGAGCCGGAUAGCCGCUUAGACUGGGCCGGGAACUUUGCGCACAUGCUCGGUUUUGAAAACGAUGAGUUCAAGGAAAUGCUGCGCUUGUACAUGACCAUUCACUCCGAUCAUGAGGGCGGCAAUGUUUCUGGACACACCAUUCAUUUGGUUGGCUCCGCCCUGAGUGAUUCGUAUCAGGCCUUUGCGGCCGGAAUGAAUGGCCUGGCUGGACCGUUGCACGGCUUGGCAAACCAGGAAGUUAUUCGCUGGACCAUGUCGAUGCGUGACGAAUUAGGCGGGGGCUUGCCUUCUAAGGAACAAAUCGCCAAUUACGUGAAAAACACCUUGAAUGACGGUCAGGUAAUUCCGGGAUUUGGGCAUGCUGUAUUGCGCAAAACUGAUCCGCGCUACACCGCGCAGCGCGAAUUUGCACAAAAACACAUGCCGCAUGAUGAGCUGUUCCAGCUAAUCAGCCGCAUUUAUGAGGUUGUGCCUCCAAUAUUGCAAGACCUGGGUAAAAUCAAAAAUCCAUGGCCAAACGUAGAUGCGCACAGCGGUCAGCUUUUGAUGCACUACGGGCUCACACAAUACGACUUUUAUACCGUUCUCUUUGGUGUAAGUAGGUCGCUGGGUACACUUUCCAGCUUGGUUUGGGACCGCGCCUUAGGCUUCCCAAUUGAGCGCCCCGGCAGCACUACUACUCAAUUGCUCAAGGAGCAGUUUGCCAAGAAAUAA
Molecule: messenger RNA, 3264 nt
Organism: Symbiodinium sp. CCMP2456
Lineage: Eukaryota; Dinophyceae; Suessiales; Symbiodiniaceae
Source: the annotation of a GenBank genome assembly